GGAGGCCAUCGUGUCCGGGCCAUCGCGAGUGAUGUAGCGGAUCUCGCAUGGGCGACCAAGGUCAGCAAAAUGCUUUGGCAUUCCAACAUCUUCAAGCCACUCGGGGCUAGCCAUGUAGAGCAAGUCUAAGGCAGCCAGAUCCAGCAAUUGAACGCAAUUGACGAGGAGGACACCGAUACGGAGUGGCUCCGAUACCAUUGUGUUGGUCUUGUUCAGGACUGAAGAAUUCAAGGACGUGAGGAGUAACGAUAGCUGGGCUUUAGAUGAGAUUUUCUGGGAGUAUAAAGGGAAUUGGGAAUAGAAUGGCAAGAAGGUAGAGUUGCAGCGAGACUGUUUGCUUUCCGGAAGGUACGGGCCCGGGCAGAGAUAGUCAUAUGGCAGUCACGGUGAUGAAUGCCAUUGUCUCCGAACCUAAUUCUUUGGCAUCAACCGUGAUUUGUUGUUUUUCCACCAGAUACCAGACAAAAUGCCCUUGAGAGCUCCUGAUAUCCAUAUACCCAUCCAUGGACCCUGAGCGAACUUUCGAGUAAUUCGCGCAAUUGAACGCAGUGCAAGCAAGCAACUGUCGCACGAUCUGAGCGGUGUGAUCAUGGACGGGAUUGUGUACACGGAGAGGUGGUGUGUGGACUCUAGUUGAUGGCCGUGGUACUUGAAAAGUACGCUGAAGUUGUACGAAUGAGCUGUUUCAAUAUGGUCGGCUCACACUCUCCGCUGUCAAUCCCGACCGCCAUCUUUCCCUUUCUCCGCCACUUGAGUUGAAUCCUUCUGCAUGCCACUCACACGCCGAGAUCAUUUCACCGCAACCCACAUGGAUUGUGUGGUAAAAGGAUCCUGGUCAAAGGCAGCCCAAAUCGGAAGAUUUCCGACCGCAAAUGAGGUUUGACAGUGCUCACUACAUCCCGGAGAUACUUCCCCAACUUCGGCCUUCGGACAUCCCCCCACAAUAUUCAAGGAGCGCUCCACAUCUCGGUGGCGUCCCGAGUCUUAUCGGACCCCGGACCGCGGAGUCUGUGGUUGAGUUUGGAGCAAAUUGCUGCUUUCUUCUAUCACACCGAUCUAGAUUGACAAAGGAGCGGAGUGGCGCAAUCCCGGCACAGGGUUACCGGCCUUCUUGACGUUCUUGUGCGACCCCCGUGCAACUGCCCGUGGCACGAUUGUCGUCUUCCUUGUUAAGGGGAUGCUGUCCAAAAGACAGAAUUGAGGGCACGAGCCUGGCCGCAGAAACCUUCCCCGCAUCGGCAUCGACCUAAAAUCAACUCGGCCCAUUCAGCGAGUAAUCACCUCCCGAUCAUCCCUUACCCAAUUUUUGUCUCGUCAUGGUUGGUCGGAGCAUACCGCUCCGUCACGUAGUACUCAACCCGAGUCGUCUUGAUAGUCGUGCCCUCAAGGCCAUGAGGCCAUAAGAAUAUGAAGUUGGGCAUGGCAGAUCGGAGGAGACAACCCCGAAAGACACUUUGACUCCAAGCCGUCUCGAUAGCUUUGGAGGGACGAGGCUAUGAAAAAAAAUACGGAAAGAACGGAGCACAGUAAUCCUGUCAGUAGCGCGGCCGACUCCAACUUCUCUGUCUGCGAUCUACACGGAUUGGAAUGGGCGAUGGGUAUAUAUAGGCGCUAGCUACCCCAGAAUCAGGUUCCCAGAAUAUCCAAGCUUCAAGCGAUCAACAGAGUGAUACCGAUACCGAUAUUUUUCCAAAAUGGUUUCGGACCUGAAUGGUGCGCCGAGCGGCGGCUUUAGUUUGGUGAUGCAGAAUCCAUACCUCUGUGGAGUGGCUUCGUUCUCGACCCUCGGUGGUCUGCUAUUUGGUUAUGACCAGGGCGUGAUCAGUGGCGUGAUCACUAUGGAGUCUUUUGGGGCUCGCUUUCCUCACGUCUUCUCUGAUAGCGGCUUCAAGGGAUGGUUCGUGUCGACACUUCUACUAGCUGCGUGGGCUGGGUCUUUGAUCAAUGGACCCGUUGCUGAUCACCUAGGACGGAAGCUUUCGAUCAAUCUGGCCGUUGUGAUCUUUGUGAUUGGAUCUGCUAUUCAGUGUGGUGCAGUCAACAUUCCGAUGCUAUUUACCGGCCGAGCAAUUGCCGGACUGGCCGUGGGAAUGCUGACCAUGGUCGUUCCAUUGUAUAUCUCCGAGGUCUCUAUUCCAGAAAUUCGUGGAGGCUUAGUGGUCGUGCAACAGUUGUCUGUCACAAUCGGCAUUUUGGUCAGCUACUGGAUUGACUACGGCACCAAUUACAUCGGUGGAUCUCGAUGUGCACCAAAUAUUCCCUAUACGGGUGGCACGUUCUCCAAGCCUGCCUUCGACCCAUACCAAGACGUACCAGCUGGAGGCUGCACUGGACAGUCUGAAGCAUCGUGGCGACUUCCACUAGCCAUUCAGAUCGUGCCUGCGGUUAUAUUGGGAAUUGGCAUGCUAUUCUUCCCUGAUUCCCCACGAUGGCUGAUGAUGAAGGAACGUGACGAUGACUCCCUUUCUGCGCUCUCGAGACUCCGUCGACAAGAUCUCGAUAGCCCAGCUCUUCAAAAUGAGUACCUCGAGAUUCGCGCGUCUAUCAUGCUCGAGAAUACCUUCGCCCGAGAGCAUUUUCCCAAUCUGUCAGGAUGGAAACUGCAUGCUGCUCAGUAUAUGUCGUUUUUGACCACCUGGGCCCGCUUCAAGCGUCUGGCUAUUGGAUGCUGUGUUAUGUUCUUCCAGCAAUUCAUGGGUUGUAACGCUAUGAUCUACUAUGCCCCGACUAUCUUUGGACAGCUUGGCCUUGAUGGUAACACAACCUCUUUACUCGCUACUGGCGUGUAUGGCAUUGUCAACUGCUUGAGCACCCUCCCGGCGCUGUUCUUCAUUGACAAGAUUGGCCGUCGCCCAUUGCUCAUGGCCGGUGCCACCGGUACUUGUAUCUCGCUUGUUAUCGUGGGUGGUAUUCUCGGAGGUUAUGGCUCCCGCCUGAUGGAUCACAAGUCCGCUGGCUGGGCUGGAAUUGCUUUUAUCUACAUCUACGACAUCAACUUCUCUUAUUCAUUUGCCCCCAUCGGCUGGGUUCUUCCAUCCGAGAUCUUCAAUCUUUCGAUCCGUGCCAAGGCUAUCUCCCUCACUACAUCGGCUACCUGGAUGUGUAACUUCAUCAUUGGCCUCGUCACCCCCGACAUGCUUGAAUCAAUCACUUAUGGGACCUACAUCUUCUUCGCGGCAUUCUGUCUACUGGCCCUGGCCUUUACGUUCUUCUGUAUUCCGGAGACCCGCGGAAAGACGCUCGAAGAUAUGGACCUCAUCUUCGGAGAUACGGCUGCGCACGAAGAGAAGGAGCGCAUCAAGCAUAUCGAAGCUGAGUUACGGGGCACGCAAAUUGACGAAACUGAUGAUCUGAAGCCGACGGACCAGCAUACGGAGCAUUUCGAUGCCGUUUGAGAUCGGUGAAUUUUGUAAUGAUGCACAAAAUGUCAUUCUCAUCUUAUACAAU
This is a messenger RNA of Penicillium brasilianum, 3447 nucleotides long. Lineage: Eukaryota; Fungi; Ascomycota; Eurotiomycetes; Eurotiales; Aspergillaceae. The record is from the annotation of a GenBank genome assembly.